Molecule: messenger RNA, 5448 nt
Organism: Ostrea edulis (European flat oyster)
Lineage: Eukaryota; Metazoa; Mollusca; Bivalvia; Ostreida; Ostreidae
Product: NACHT and WD repeat domain-containing protein 2-like
Exons: 29
Coding region: 89-5389 (1766 amino acids)
Molecular function (GO): protein binding
Source: RefSeq, a predicted model, not a curated record
GCCAUUACACAUAUAACAAGCAUGGCGAUUCCACGACUUUUUAGAUCACUAUAUAAUUUCAGGAGUAAGCACCAAUAAUUUGUCAACAAUGUAUCGGGAGUACCUUCAACGGUUCAAUGAAAAUGUCUCACAAAACUCAAGCAGUGGUGAGUUGUCAGCAACAGUGAAACUAACACAAGGAAUUGCAAAGAAUGAUCAAAAUUCAAAGGUUGAAACACGAGUGGAGGUACUACAAACAAAUAAAAACGAUGCAAACCCGAGCAUUACCAAGCCAAUUUCAAACCAACAAAGAAACUCGAAUGAUCCAUCAAAAGAAAACAACCAGGUAGAAGAAAUUAAAAUCCCUGUAACACGGGGCCAGUUGACUCAAGAUGUACUUAUACGAGGCACUAAAUUGGAUUCCUUGACAGAUUUUAAAGUCACCAUAUCCCUAACUAUGGCAGGCAAAACCAGAAAGAGAAAUCAUGAGUUGUCCCUCAAAGCAUUAGGAGGAGAUCUGACUCUUCACUACCCCUCGACUUCCAAAAUUGUCCGAAUCUUCACUAGCAGUACCUUCACAGAUACUAAAUUCGAGAGGAACGCCUGGAUGGAGAAGGCAUACCCUCGCCUCAAACAGUACUGCCGGUCUCGAGGAUACGAGUUCCAGGUUGUGGACAUGCGUUGGGGGGUUAGGGACGAAGCUACAGACGAUCACAGGGGGACUGAGCUUUGUCUAAGAGAAUUGCAGUUGUGCCAGAAACUAUCCACUGGACCCAACUUUGUAUCGUUAUUGUCACACAAAUACGGCUACACUUCCUUACCAAGAGAAAUUGAUAUAGAAGAAUACGAGGCAAUUUACAACGGAACAGAAAGCGAAGAAGAUAAAGGACUUUUACAAAAAUGGUACAGGAGAGAUGACAAUUCCAUACCCCCCAUGUAUGUCCUUCAAACGAUUAGCAAAUUACUACCAGACUACCUGGCACAUGACCAAGAGAAAAAGAAAUCCGCAAAAAGCCAGUGGUGGAGCGAAAGUGAGGCUCUGCAGAAAACCCUAACUGAAACAUCCCAGAGAGUGUUAGGGGAGCAAGAGGCCAUGAAAUACGUGAUAUCAAUAACACACCUAGAGGUCUUGAAAGGGAUUUUGGAGUGUAAAGACCCAGAAAACCAAUGUUUGUGGUUUAAACGCACCAUUAAGGACAUCGAAAACGUGGAGCCCAGUUGGCAGUUGUCCAGAUUCAUGGAGUGCUUGGGUCCUGAAGAGAAAUGGCAAAAUACUCGUAAACUAUUAAAACACCUAAAGCAAAACAUGGAGAACGUUUUGCCUAUGAAUAAUGUUCACGAAUAUACGAUCCCGUGGUCUGAGAAAGGAAUAGAUCCCUCUUUACCAGACCAUUAUCUGUAUCUGCAAGAAAUGAAUGACAAUUUCGAACAGCUUAUGAUUUCCAAGAUUGACCAGGCUAUUGUCAAAAGAGAGCUAGAUGAUGAUGAAGAUCCGCUGUUUGAAGAAUGUCUACAGCACCUCGAGUUCUGUAAAAGAAAAUGUCAGGCAUUUGGACGCGAAGACGAAUUACAGAAAAUAAAAAACUACGUACAAGGAGCAAGUAAAUAUCCAUAUGUUGUGCAUGCAUCUUCUGGUGCCGGAAAAACAACAAUCAUGGCCAUGGCCGCUUCACAGGCAAAGUCAUGGUUGACAGACAGUGCAUCUAUAGUGAUAAAGUUUAUUGGUACAACAUCCGAGAGUACAGACAUUAUCCCAUUUCUUCAAAAUCUAACACAGCAGAUGAAACGCGUCAAAGGGGAAUACGCUUAUAAGGCUGAGGGAGAUAUUAAACAUAUUUCAUCGGAAUUCCACGCUAGCCUCCAAGGAGUCAAACCCGGUAAGAUGGUGGUCUUAUUUAUUGACGCAUUAGACCAGUUUUCGGUGUCUAAUGGUGCUAGAGAGUUGUUUUGGCUUCCAAGAACUCUACCAGAUAAUGUGAAACUUGUGGUCUCCACUUUAGAGGAAUCAAAGUAUGGAUGCUUUCUCAAACUGAAGAAUAUCAUAAAAGAAGAUACAAACUUUUUACAUGUGAAACCAUUUACGGAAGGUGAUGUGCAACAGAUUCUGAAUGGCUGGUUACAAACUGACAGAAGAACAUUGACGCAUGAUCAACAUCAGGUCUUGAUUUCAGCGUUUAAUGAAUGUCCUCUUGCGUUGUUUCUGAAACUGUCGUACGACAAAGCGUCCACCUGGAUGUCAUACUACACAGGGGACCACAUUCUGCUGCAGAAAACCGUGCGUGCAAGUAUCAAUGAAUUAUUUAGGAGAUUGGAGGUACUGCAUGGCCAGGUGCUGACGUCCAAAGCUUUUGGAUACUUAACUUCCGCUAGGACUGGACUCUCUGAAGCUGAACUAGAAGACAUAUUGUCAUGUGAUGAUGACGUAUUGAAUGAUGUUUAUAUGUAUUGGACACCCCCUAUCAGACGCUUGCCGCCUUUAAUCCUAGUUAGACUGAAGGCAUCAUUAGAAGACAAACAUUAUAUAGUUGAGAGGAAUGUCGAUGGGGUAAUGGUGAUGUACUGGUAUCACAGGCAGUUUUCAGAAGCGGCCUAUGAUCGCUAUUGUCAUCUUCAAGAUAGACAUACAACUCACACAGGGUUGGCGGAUUUUUUCAGUGGAACCUGGGCUCAAGGUAAUAGAAAGCCAUACAUAGACCAACACGGUAAUGAACACGCUGCGGACAGACAGGUAGCUGAACAGCCAUUCCUAACUGGUGACCGCUACAAUACACGCAAGCUCAAUAACCUUGCAUUUCACAGAGUCAUGUCGGGAGAUUUACCCAAAACCAAGAAAGAGUGCUUAUGUAACUUUCAAUUCCUGAUACACCGACUGAAAGGAACUUCCGUUCGGCAACUUUUAGAUGACUUUGAAAUUGCGCAUGAAUUUUUCCCAAACGAUAAAGCGAUCAGCCAAAUUGGACACUCGCUGAGACUCUCAGAAAGCGCACUACUUUACGACGCGAGUUUGCUGGUAUCUCAGAUGCUGGGACGUCUACCAUGCAAUGAGGAUACAAAAGACUUUCUACAACAGUGCAGAGAAUCUGGUAUAAUGUAUCUUAACAGCAACAGGUGCGUGUUGACACAGACUGGAGGUCAGUUAGAGUACGCUCUUCACGGUGAUGAUGAGGAUGUCAUGUUUCUUGAUAUGACACAAGAUGGGACGAAGAUAGUCACAGGUGCCACAAGUAACAUCGUCAAGCUUUGGGAUGUUAAAAAAGGAAAACUUAUUCGAAGCAUUGAGGAUCUGGAUAAAUCAGUCACCAAUGUUAACUUUGUGAACAAAGACAACAACAUUCUGGUCAGAACAACAAACAAACUGCUAUGUCUUACCACUCUCGGGGAUAUUCUAUUCAACGUUUCAUAUGAAAAUUUUUCACUAUACGUAAUUGGGGGGAAAGGGAAAUCAACUCUCUGCAUAUACAAAGAGCGCCACCUUCAGUUCUUCGAUCUUUGCCAAGGAGAUCAGACUCAUUCAACAACGAUUCAAGAUGGGAUGCUUACUGAUCCACGAGGAUACGUAAAUGAUUACAAGGUCUGUUACUUGAUGAACCUCAACUACGGUACUGACGCAUUAAUGGCUUUAGUAGAUUACAAUACCAAGCGUUUUAUGCUAGUUGACCUCAACUCCAAAACAACAACUCAGUUCUGUCGCGUAUUUGAUGGUGAUGAGGAAGGAGAUGGUAUGGACAUAGACGCCAUUGCAAUCACCAAGGACAACACACACGUGAUUGUCUCCUCCGCGCUAAUCAAUGACCUCAUUCUCUUUGAUACCAAAACGUUAGAGAAAGUUCGGGUUAUUCAAGGACAGCGAGGAGAUUAUUCUGAAAAGUUCCAAUUAUCGCUUGACGGCGAAUAUCUUUAUUUUCCUUCAAAAGAGAAUGUCGUUCUUUACAACCUCAAUACGUGGGAGAGAAGCGCAAUCUUACGGCACUCGCAUGAUGUUUAUUGUGUUUCUUCCAUGGACAUGAAAACGUUUGCCACGAUAUGUGGUGACAGUGGUCUUUGGAUCUGGAAUGCUACUAACACAAUGGUUAAGGGUCCAGUAGAUGGUUUCAUCGGGACAACUGUCAGCUACAUGACCAAGCUACCAAACAGUUACUAUGUAGUGACACUUGUUAGUCAUGGAAAGGAUUUUUACAUCCAAGUUCAUGAUGUUAUAAAGAAAAUCAAAGUUCGGCAAGCCAAAAUUUACAACGAUCACGAGAAUGGAUCUGGGCUUCGACCUCGGAUUAUUGGUCUUGUUACGGAAAGUACCAUAUUAAUGCCUACAAAUUCAAGAAAAUUGAAAAAUGUGAGUCUGGAGACAAUGAAACCCAUGAUCAUAUACCAGGGUCGUACCCCGAAAUACCCGAAAGUGGCCAUACUUGCUAACAAUCAAGAAAUAGCCACGACAACAAGGGGAGGUUCUCACAUCAAAAUCCAGUGUUCUGUGACUGGGCGUACCAAAUGUGUGAUCAGGACACCAGAUAGCAUCUCAGGCAAAGUAGAGACACUAAAUAGUGGGACCCAUGGAAGUCUAUUAGUAGUCGGUCACGAAAAUUCACAGCAUACACAUGCCAUAGACGUCAUCAAUCGCCAAACACGUUAUGUCAUCAGCAUUUCAUCAGAACUUGGCUUUCCACAAAUCUCCUUCGAACUUGAAAUCUCACCCGAUGACACGUUUGUACUGUUCACAGACCGGAAACGCCCGAGAGGAUACCGCCCGGGAAAUACGACAAAAUUCAUUUCUGUAGUCUACGAUGUGGAUUCCAGGACAGCAAUUGAUCUUUUUGACCGCUACCAGGAUGUUGAGGACUUCGUUUUAAAAGGAAAGAGUGACUGUUCAAUUUUCGAAGCCAAAAUUCUUAACGAUCGUCAAAUCGUAACGUCACACGAUGACGGUAGUCUGCGGGUGUGGGAUAGCAAAACAGGAGAAUUGGUGAAGAGAUUAUUAGGACACUACACCUCUACCGAAUUAUUUUCUGCUCCCGGAAAUCCUUACUUUUUAUCAAACGCUGUUAUGGACAGAGAGGAAACCUUCCGAAUAUGGAGUACAGAUACGUUUCAAUGUGUGACAUCAUUCAGACACGAUACUUACCAACCAAAGGUAUUAUGUUUGGAUGGUAACAGGGGUUUUGUUACGUGUGAGUCUAAACCUGGCAGAGUCAUUCACUGGACCCUGAAAGGAAACCCUAGCCACUGCACCCGCGAGGAGAUCCAUCAGACCUUGUUCACAGGACAAGUUUUGAAUCUGGCAACACAUUUAAUCGAGGAAACUGACUUUGAAGAUGACAAGGAUGAUCAAGAUGACGACGAAGAAAUUGUGUCGGAUGAAGAUGAUACUGAUAUGGAUUUAGUUGACGAACCUGAAACCAUAAAAACUGGCGUCUGACAUCCUGAAUUUCGAGAGAACCACUUGUAUAUAUAGAAAUAAAUCCGUCCUCCAGUUAA